Molecule: messenger RNA, 1344 nt
Organism: Symbiodinium sp. CCMP2456
Lineage: Eukaryota; Dinophyceae; Suessiales; Symbiodiniaceae
Source: the annotation of a GenBank genome assembly
AUGUGGUCAUUUCGUUUCGCGGAUCGCUGGGCGGCUGCGUUUGCCAAGGGGCCAACCGAGGGCAAACCUGCGAGGCGUGUCAGUCGAAAGUUGCCUCCGCGGGAGGUGAACCUGACGGCUUCGACCCCGACAGCGCCGGCGGCUGCACGGCAGGCCAAACCGGCCCGUCGUUGCAGACGCAAGUUGAAAUCGAAGGUGCAGCCGACAGGCUCAACACGAAAAACAGCGCCAGUGCCUCUACAGGAGGCACUGGGCUUGGACGCUUCCGCGGCGAGGCGCCUGGCCGAGCAGCUUCGGUCGCUUCCCAAGGCGGAGCUGAAGAGGCGCCUUCGUGUCCUCUGGGGCAUCGACGGUGCCGAGGAAGAGCCGGCGAGGAAGCGAGCGCGGCGAAGCAUAGCACAGAAGCCCACGAAGCUUGAUAGGGCUUCCAAGGCGUUUGCCCUGAGCAUGACUCCAAGUAGCUCCAGUGGGGAGGCCUACGUCAUGCCCGAGCCAGAGGUGGAACUGUUCGGUCUCGCGUGCGCAGACGCCGGGAGAUGCUUGUUGGUCUGGCUGGGCUUCGCCGACUGUUGCUGGCUGCGUGCAGCCUCAAAGUCAGCGGCGUCCGUGGUGAGGUAUGUCACAUGGCUCCGCUGCCGCGAGUUUGUUUACGACCCUAUCGAGUUCGAACCACGCUUCCAGAAAGGCACUCGCUCGGGCCGCGUGCGUCCAAUGUCGCAGGAUGCAGUCAGUCGUCGGCUGGUCCUCUUCUUGAGGCAGCCUCGUCACGCUUUCUUCAUCGAGAGCUUAGACCUCACCCAAGCACCAAUCUCGGCACUGGAAUCCGCAGAACUUCACGAGGCCUUGAGGAGGGCCAUGCCGCGCUUAGGCUCCGUGUUGCUGCCCACAGACGGCUGGAGUGCCCCAGCCGAGCGGAAGCGCGUCCUUGCCAACCUCUCCACAGCUGUUGAGGUGGCGUGGGACGGGGCCGGGCUGAGGACGAGCAAGAAGAAGGAGCCGGAGUGUUCGGACGGAGAUGGCGGUCGCAGCAGCCUUUCGCAGGCUGGUGACGCGUCUUCGGCCUCAGCUGUCGGGUCGCCGGUCCGUUUGCCGGAGCAUUCGCGGGCACGCUCUCGGUCGGCCUCUGCUGGACGACUGGGCCUUGAAGACUUGAUUCCGAACUGGUUUCGCCUUUCCUCGAAGGACCGAGGUUCUGUCUUCCGCGAGCUGCGUGAGGCGGUCGCGAAUGGCAGGCUGCCUCCCCGAGAAGGUACCCGCCGCUGGGAAUGGGAUCGCGAUGACCCCGCACUCGCCGUUGCCCGUGAAGCCUGCGUGGCAGCCGGAGUCUCCUGUGGUAGGGCUUAG